AUGAUAGCAGCUUCGGAGCCCGCGUCGCAGCGGAAGCUGCCCAACAUCGAGCUUCCACAUUUCUCCGGUCGCAUUGAGGAUUGGCCAGCGUUCAGGGACCUGUUCCUGUCGAUGCUGGAUCGCCAUCCUUCGCUGGCAGAUGUGGAGAAAUUGCACUACCUGAAAACAAGAGUGCAAGGUGAAGCCGAAGAUCGAAUUCGCAAUUUGCCGACAACGGAAGGCAAUUUCCGACGAGCAUGGGCAAUCCUCGAGGAUCGGUUCGAAAACAGGCGAGUCCUUGUGCGCUCGUGCCUCUCGUCGUUCUCCGCAACGCCUAAAAUGAAGAAUGAGUCCGUCGCCGACUUGAAGAAGCUGGUCAACUGCAUACUGCAGACGGCUGGCACGUUGGAAAGCAUCGGUCGCAAGGCAGCAUACGACAACGACCACUUCGUCCACACAGUGAUCGAGAUGCUAGAUCCUCGAUCCAGACGCGAGUGGGAGGACACAAUCUGCGAUUCACGAGAUCCGCCUUCGUAUGAUGAGCUGAGAGCGUUCCUCGAGAGCCGCCUGCGAGCUUUAGAAGCGUUGCAUCCUGCGAAGCAGGAGCCCGCAUCCGUUUCUGCCUCCAGGUCGGCGAGCGCGUCUUCAAGGUCGGCGCGCGCCAACCUGGCGCAGAAGCAGCAGAAAGGAGGUCGGUGCCCACUAUGUCAAAAGGAUCACUUCAUCCUCCUGUGCAUUGAGUUCCGCAAGAGGCUGCCGGCGCAGAGGAAGGAGUGCGUGGAGAAAACAGCCUCUGCCUGA
Messenger RNA from Nylanderia fulva, 780 nucleotides. NCBI's taxonomy places the organism in Eukaryota, Metazoa, Arthropoda, Insecta, Hymenoptera, Formicidae. The record is from RefSeq and is a predicted model, not a curated record.